AGUCACUUUUUGGCACGACACCUGUUCUCGCUACAGUAUCGUCUAUACCGAGGCUCUGCAGCCUGCCAGGCGUCACUGAGGGAAAACUUCCCAAGGAGACGCGCCGUGGAGUGAAGCCGGAAGUGGUAUGUGACCGGAUCAAGCGCUCGACGUGACAGGUCCGAGAUGACCGAGGUGAGCCAUCAGCGGUGGGGAGAGGUGCCCAGUCAAGGCACUGUGGAUCUGUGGGUUCUCCAGUCCAGCCAGGUUCGGGUGGAGGUUCUCACUUUAGGUGCCAUCAUAAGAUCUGUGUGGACCAGAGGGAACAAUGGCCAGAUGGAGGACGUAGUCUUGGGCUAUGAUGAUCUGGAAGGCUACGUUUCAGAUAAGCGCUACUUUGGAGCUGUGGUGGGCCGCGUGGCCAACAGGAUUGCACAUGGACGCUUUGCAGUAGAGGGACACGUGUACCAAUUAGACAUCAACAACGAACCCAAUGCACUGCAUGGAGGCCUGUGUGGCUUCAAUAAGGCUAUUUGGCAAGCUGCACCAGUGGAAGAGGGUGUGCGUCUGAGUCUAAGAAGCCCAGAUGGAGACCAGGGUUAUCCUGGAGAGGUUCAGGUUUCUGUCACCUACACCCUACAGGGUGAAACUCUAACUGCUGUUUAUCAAGCCCAGUCUACCAGAACCACCCCCAUCAAUCUUACCAACCACUCGUACUUCAACCUGGCUGGACAGGCUGUAACUGAUAUCUAUGACCAUCACGUGUCGAUCAGCGCUCAGCACUACCUGCCUGUGGACAACACAUCAAUUCCAACAGGUUAAGCAUAUAAGUAUUAAAUUGAUUUUAUUAAUUUAUCCUGUGUACAUGUGUGUUUAGAUAAAACAGCAAGCUGAAUUCACACAAUUCCGCAUGACAGCAACUUAUAUCUUUUUAAUAUAUCUAUCUAUUUUUUGCAACAUCAAAAAAGACCUGGGGCCUCAUGUACAAAGACUUGCGCAGGAUUCCUACUAAAGUUUGCGUAAAUUCAAAUCCAGAAAAACGGAAAAGUAGACAAAAAUCUGGAUGUAUCAACAUCUACUAAAUACGAAUCUAUGCAUGGUUCCCUUGUACAUCCCAUGUAGAAUUGAGCGCAGGCAAUUGAUUGGCAAGCACUGUUCCCUCUAAGCUAUGCGCGUACGCAAUUGCUCACUGCUGACACUGUCGGGGCGCACAGAAAAUCGAACCUGAAUUGAAAAUAAAACAACGACCGGUGACUGGCUGCUCCAGCCAAUGAUGCGAUUCACAGAAGUAUUUACUGUACUUAUGUAUCAACAUAAGUGACAACCGGGGUCAAAUCAGCCGCUGUUCGCUUUUUCGUGGUCAAAUUAGCGUCACUCCACCAACUCCGCUCAGGUAUUUCUCAAUCGCUCCCAAACAUGAGUCAGACGGUCACCGGAGCUUUUGUUUUGUUUUUGUAAGUAACUGGAUAAUGGACACUCAUAAAUAAAAA
This is a messenger RNA of Betta splendens (Siamese fighting fish), 1469 nucleotides long. It is a transcript of the gene galm, whose product is annotated as galactose mutarotase. Lineage: Eukaryota; Metazoa; Chordata; Actinopteri; Anabantiformes; Osphronemidae. The transcript has 6 exons. Gene Ontology annotation, biological process: glucose metabolic process; beta-D-galactose catabolic process via UDP-galactose, Leloir pathway. Bases 166 to 801 code for a protein of 211 amino acids. Gene Ontology annotation, molecular function: aldose 1-epimerase activity; carbohydrate binding. The record is from RefSeq and is a predicted model, not a curated record.